Candoia aspera is the source of this 9411-nucleotide messenger RNA. It is a transcript of the gene TBL1XR1, whose product is annotated as TBL1X/Y related 1. The transcript has 16 exons. Gene Ontology annotation, molecular function: transcription corepressor activity; protein binding. The record is from RefSeq and is a predicted model, not a curated record. Bases 801 to 2342 code for a protein of 513 amino acids. Lineage: Eukaryota; Metazoa; Chordata; Lepidosauria; Squamata; Candoiidae. Gene Ontology annotation, biological process: regulation of transcription by RNA polymerase II. Gene Ontology annotation, cellular component: histone deacetylase complex.
UUACUGGGAUCUGUACUAGAAACAUACUUUCUUUCUAAAUUAUUUAGUUUUUUGGCUUAUUGACUAGGGUUGUACUACGCGCAUCAGUAGUACCACAGUAAAAUAUCAACAGUAAAACAAUACAAAUACAAAGAGUAAAAAGCAAAGAAUCACAGAAUAAUCGUUCAGGCUGAUGUCAUGAGCCCAUCUCUGAAAGGCUCUGGUGGCAGCCCAGAUUGCCUGAAUGGGCAGGUGGGGAGCAUAAACAGUUCCAAAGUGUGGAACAUCACAGGAAAAGCACAGUUACAAGUCUCUUACUGUACAUACCCACAUACAUCAAAAAAUGGGGAGGAGGUAUCACAAGAAGUUAUCCUGAGGUGUUUAAGCCAGGUUGGUCGACACUGGGUAGGGAAGGCAUUUGGGGAAGUGCUCUGGUGUCAAGUCCACAUACAGCUCUAAAGAUCAAAACUAGCAUUUUUGGAUUGUACAUGGAAGCUAAAGGCUGGCUGGGGAAUUCUGGGAGUUGAUGUCCACACAUCUUAAAGUUGUCGAGGUUGAGAAACACUGCUCCAGGGGUUGUGUCACCUCUCCAGAACAGACGCUAUCGUACUUCUGAUAUCCUGCCAUCUCCUAGUUUGGAAGAGAAGAAAGGACUAGUCUACUGCACCAUUAGGCCUUUUGAAACCAUUGUUUUGGCCAUAUCAAUAUUAUUACCAUCUUCCUGUGAUAGGAGGCUCCUAAGAGGAAACCUUCUACUUAUCAAUGCACGACCAAUGGGUUAUAUCCUUCAUCGUGACCUCAUGGUUUAAGCGGGCAUAAAGAUGAGUAUAAGCAGUGAUGAGGUUAACUUCCUCGUAUAUAGAUAUUUGCAAGAGUCCGGGUUUUCUCAUUCAGCAUUUACCUUUGGUAUCGAGAGCCAUAUCAGCCAGUCCAACAUCAAUGGUGCUCUGGUGCCCCCAGCUGCUUUGAUUUCAAUAAUUCAAAAAGGCCUGCAGUAUGUAGAGGCAGAAGUCAGUAUUAAUGAGGAUGGUACUUUGUUUGAUGGUAGGCCGAUAGAGUCUCUCUCGCUGAUAGAUGCCGUGAUGCCCGAUGUGGUGCAAACAAGACAGCAGGCGUACCGAGACAAGCUUGCUCAGCAGCAGGCGGCCGCAGCAGCGGCAGCAGCUUCAACAAAUCAACAAGGAUCUACAAAAAAUGGUGAAAAUACUGCAAAUGGAGAAGAAAAUGGAGCCCACACUAUAGCAAAUAAUCACACAGAUAUGAUGGAAGUGGAUGGCGAUGUUGAAAUCCCUCCUAACAAAGCAGUGGUGCUGCGGGGUCAUGAAUCUGAGGUUUUCAUCUGCGCAUGGAACCCUGUCAGUGAUCUUUUGGCCUCAGGAUCUGGAGAUUCAACAGCAAGAAUAUGGAACCUUAGUGAAAACAGUACCAGUGGAUCUACACAGCUGGUGCUUCGGCACUGUAUACGAGAAGGAGGGCAAGACGUACCAAGUAACAAAGAUGUAACAUCUCUGGAUUGGAAUAGUGAAGGUACGCUCCUAGCAACGGGGUCAUAUGAUGGUUUUGCAAGGAUAUGGACUAAAGAUGGUAAUCUCGCCAGCACAUUAGGACAGCAUAAAGGUCCCAUAUUUGCAUUAAAAUGGAAUAAGAAAGGGAACUUCAUUUUAAGUGCAGGUGUGGACAAGACCACAAUUAUUUGGGAUGCACAUACUGGAGAAGCCAAACAGCAGUUUCCUUUCCAUUCUGCACCAGCGUUAGAUGUUGACUGGCAGAGCAACAACACAUUUGCCUCCUGUAGUACAGAUAUGUGUAUUCAUGUCUGUAAGUUAGGUCAAGAUAAACCCAUCAAAACCUUCCAGGGCCACACAAAUGAAGUAAAUGCAAUCAAAUGGGAUCCCACUGGUAAUCUUCUGGCUUCUUGUUCCGAUGACAUGACUCUAAAGAUCUGGAGUAUGAAGCAAGAUAGCUGUGUUCAUGACCUGCAAGCCCACAACAAAGAAAUUUAUACUAUCAAAUGGAGUCCUACAGGGCCAGGAACAAACAAUCCAAAUGCCAAUCUUAUGUUAGCAAGUGCAUCCUUUGAUUCUACGGUCAGGUUGUGGGAUGUAGACCGAGGGAUUUGCAUCCACACCUUGACGAAACAUCAAGAACCUGUGUACAGUGUAGCUUUCAGUCCUGAUGGUAGAUACCUGGCCAGUGGAUCUUUCGACAAAUGUGUACACAUCUGGAAUACACAGACGGGUGCUCUGGUGCAUAGUUAUCGGGGAACAGGAGGCAUUUUUGAGGUUUGCUGGAAUGCAGCAGGAGACAAAGUUGGAGCGAGUGCUUCAGAUGGUUCAGUUUGUGUACUAGAUCUACGGAAAUAGCGCUACUAGUUGGAAGCCAUGGACCGACUAUGAAUGUGUACAUAGCCAAAAUGACUGUCCCCAUGACCCACGUACUGCUCUUGUCCCAACUGAACCAUGGCCAGUCCACUACAGCCAAACCCGAAAUAAUUAAAUACAUGUACUGUACAUUUUUUUUUAAAAAAAGCAAACGAUUAUACCCUGAAGAAGAUGACAGAGUGAUGUCACAGCUUGUGAAGCCUGUUCACCAAGUGCUGGAAUUUGCUGCAGACCCCCCAAAAUUUGGAAGUGGGAGGAAAUUUAAAAAAAAAAAAAAAACCAGGACAAGAGAGAAAGAGAACCGAAUUAUACAAGCAGCCCUUUGAGAGUAUCAAAUUGAGGAAAGCAAUGUAUGACUUUUUUUUCCCACUUUCUUCUUUCUCCUCUUUCUUUUAUUUUCACCCUUCUUGAAACUUUGAAAGAUUUUUUUUUCCUUCCUUUUGAUCCUGCCCCCAGAUAGGUAAUGAGCAGUUUUCAUGUACAGGGAAAACAGACUUGCAUAGCCCUGCAACAGUGAUUGGUUCAUUGCUUCUUCCCACCAUGCUCUUAAGUUUUACUGAUGCUCAAAGCGAGGAUAUGAAAUUCCUUCUAGGUGAUGGUAGAUCUUUUCACCAAGAAUUGGAGGGAGGGGAAUCCUUUUCAGCAGUUCUUCAGAAUUCCUCAUUAUUGUUUAACUGUAUAGACAUCUGGCAAGUGUUAUGUGUAUCUGCUCCCAGUUUAGAUAAGGAGAGGGAAAACAAAACACAUCCUGACAAAGGAGGAUCUACAUUCCUUUAUCUUUUCAUCAGAUCCAGUAGUUACGGGCUUGGACGCUGCACCUUGGAUUCUUAUUAGUGAUGACCGUUCCAAAAAGCAGCAGUCCCUGACUUGAGACAUUUCUCCCAAGCCUAAGAGGGUACAAAAUGUAAGAGGGCACAAAAACUAAGACUGAGAUAUUUGGAAUAUGAUGCCCACAGUAGGGAAUACGUCACUGGAUUUGUGAGCCUGAUGGUGUGGGGAGUGGGCCCUUCUGUACCCAGAUCCUGGGGGAGGGAGUGGUAGAUCUUGAUGGGAGAUAGGCUCAGGUAGUCCCAUCUCCUAUGGUCUGUACAUUCCAAGUUUAAGCAAAAGAUAACAAAACUUGAAAAACUGGAUCCUCUCUUUCUUCAAAAGCAUGAUCAUCGUCCAUUUGGGUAGUGAUGUGAAAAGGAACAAGCUGGUGGCAAGACAUAAAGGGCUUGUGUCACGCUCAGUUUGGUCAAAUGUUUCUGCUGCCACCUCUGUACGAAUUUUCCCCAUUUUUACUCCAUAUAACCAAAUUCCCAGUUGAAAGUAUUUCGACCUUUGGGGACAGCACUUAAUUUUUUUUUCCUUCAUACAAAAAUACAUCCGAGGCCUCCUUGCUAAGAUUUCUGAAAUAGGGCAAGAAGUUUACUGUCUUCAGAUACUGAUCCACUAGAAACUCUCCCCUCCCCGGCAAAACAUGUUGAACAGGGAACUGAACAGCAUUGCAGCAGUGCUUAAGAUCCACUGUGCUGGCGAAGUUCCCAGUGAACAGCUCCUCUUUUCCUCUAAGUGGAAAGAAAGGAGGAACAUCCCUGGCAAAAUUCUUGCUUUAUGCUUCUUUAAAUACCAAGUGAUUGAACUUCCGUACAAGAAAACAGCCUUGCACUAAUUUUACCCUGUUGCUCCCAUCUCACCAUUUUUCUUUUUCCUUUUCUGUGUUCUUGUAUCCUUUCUCUUCACUCCACACCACACUUCAAAUUUAGGUUAAGUGUAAGUUGCUAUUUGUUUUUACGGAGACAAUAUGAUCACUACUUUAAAGUGUCUUGUUUCUGAUACCAAGUCUUGCUUUUCCUUUCUUCAUGGCAAGAGGGGUAUCUGGCCAACAAGCCAUCUGCUCAUGUUUGAUCAAAAGUGGUAGCAACGGUGGGAUGCUUUUUGCGAAGGUACAGCAGAAAGGCAGACCUGUUCCACUCCCGUUGAUGCUUCAUGUCCUAUGCAGCUUCCAACUUCUUAAACAAAAAGAUGUUCAGGGUUUUUAAGAUUUCACCUGAUUUUUACUUAAAGGAAUGCUUUGUACUCAUUUGCUUUGCAGGGGCCUCCAUUUUAGAUCGCCAUUUAGAUUGUCACAGCAACACAAUGCAGAAAUACUAAACUUCUAAUCUUUUCCAUUUUUGCUACUUCUUUCAAUAGGCAGUAUAGCAUAUAAACACAAAGCAUGGGCCUCCUUUGAAGAUGAAAAUCGAUCCCCUCUUUAUUUGUAAAUUUUACACCAUUAUUGAAUUCCCCUUUCCCUCCUUCCAAUGAGGGUUUGUUUUUUGUUUCUUUUGAGUGUAUGUGUUUCUAGACAUUACAAUGUGUGUUUCCUUUCUUUACAUCAUCAGGCAGGGAAAUGCACACCAAAGCUUAAUUGACUUAAGGCCCAGCUUAAGAGCUAGAUUACAAGGAAAGAACUGCUGCUUCUGCAGUAACCCCACUUUCUUUAUAAGACUUAGCUCAAUCUUUCAUAUUCCAUUGUGGCUUGUGCUAAAUUAAAGAAGUGCAUCCCAUUUCUCCUCUUUUAUGAAGUACGUUCUUUCAGCAUUGACUUCUGCUACCUCUGUGUGCAUGCCCAGAAGCUAGAUUUUGAAGCAAGUAGAGUUCUGCUUGAUAAGGCAACCACAGCCAUUUUAGCUGACUUUUAAUACACUAUCAUGGUUACUCUUAAUGGGGGAUUAUAAAGUUAUGCACAGCAUAGUGAGAGAAGAAAAGGAAAAUUUAUACCCCUAAGAACAGUCAUUCCAUCUAAUGAUACCUCUGUAUUAACUGUUUAUAGGGUUUGGGAAUAGGCUUAAGAGGUUAAGAAUAAAUUUCCCUGUGAAUUACAGUAUGUAAGAAACUUAACCUGUUGAGUAUCUGGCACUUGAAAAACCUUGCUUUUUACCGCUAGAGGUCCAGGACUGUGGCUGACCUCUGUCAUUAUUAAAAUAAUUUUUUAAAAGUUUAAAAUAUGUAAAAAAAAUCUGUGCAAUAAUUUUAAACUGUGCUCCCAGGAAUAGACACAAAUGUGUUUUUUUUUGGGAUUUUUAUUUUGAGUAUAUUUAAACAGCAUUUUCUUUUCCUUUAGCAACACAAAUGUCAAUUGCACUGAACUUAAAUCUUUUAAAAAAAGUCAGAGGUGAUUCUUGAUAGUACUUUUGUAUUUUGAUAUGGACAGUCUGUUCGUUUUUCAUACAAGCUCUUGAACUGAUGUUUCAGCUUACUUCAGAAAAAGUGUAUUAAAACGAGAUGGUGUUUGAAGUCUUUUGACACAGCUGCAAGAUUCCACAGCAACGUUCAUAUUUCUGGUUUUGCAACUGUUUAGCUCUCGUUCUUUUGGUUGGUUGGUUGGUUUGAUCCUAGCCAUUUAAGUAUGAUAUAGCAUGUAGACUUUAUUGAAGCUGCAUUAUCACAGCUGUGUUAUCAACCAAAUCCUGGGCUGAUUUCCUCUCCUUUUUACAUAAUUUUGCUUUUAACACAAUUUAAGGAAGACUGUUAUUUUUGUGGGCCAGAUGCUCAGUCUUGCUUUUGAGUUCCACAAGCCACAUUCCAAACUCCAAGCCCCAUGCCAGACAAGAGGGAGCUUUAUUUCCACAACCUGUAAACCCCCCCCCCCCAGGCUUUCUAUGUUUCAUCCCACCAGAAAUCAUCACUGUUAGGAGUAUUCUGUAGGAAACAGGAUGGUAGCCUUUGGCUGUGUUGCAGAGAUUUCCUUUUAUCAGAUCUGUUUGUAUUGCAUAGCUUUCUUUUCUUCCCCCCACCCUGCAGCUUCCCUGUCCUGUAUCAUCCCAUAGCAUGGGUCACUGAAGGGGAGGAAAAAGUGAAGGGAGGAGACAGCAGCACACCUUUUAAAAACAGGUGUUGCGGUUGGGAAAAGGGCCAGAUGUAUUGUGGCGUUUGUGUUGACAGGCAUUGAACUGCAGGCCUGGAACUCUCCAAUUUUGGGGCUGCUGUCCUUUGAUCAAUGUGCCACAGUGCUGCUCCAAUUUUGAACUGCCUUCCUUCUCCUUUUCAGUAGGAGACAAAACUUUCAGAAUGUGGUAUGAAAAGAAAAGAGAUUAGCACAAUAAAAAGAGCAACUUGAACAGCCAAGGCAGAGCGAACAGAAUGAAAAAUCUCCAAUGAUGUUGUUCCUCAUUCCAGGGUAGAACUACACAUUAGGUCUCUCCACCUUGUGUGUUUUUGCAUGCUAGCAGAGAUGUGGAGGGCAUUUGUGAGAAAUAUCACACAGUGUUAAUUAACCGUUGCUUAAUCUUUCAUUCACUCUUCCACCACUGUUUUUAACUUGUGUGCCCAUGCAGGUUCUAAAAGCAGAAGUAAGUCUGGUUGCAGGGAGCAUUGGUAAAGAUGGGAAGAGUCAGAUCCCUCUUCAUGGAACCUAGUCUCCCCUGUAAGAGUUCUUCCAUUCAAAUGACUUGAGCAAAUACAGCUUUAGGAAUAUUAAUUUCCCAUGGUUUGAUUCCACCCUGAUACUGGUUAAGGUCUAGAUCUGGCUUCUGCAAUCUGAUGCCCUUGGAUGCAUUGAACUACAGCUCCCUGAAUUCCCAAUCCCCAUGACUAGAGUUUGGAUUUUGCCAAGACUAAGGAAGCUGAUUUAUGCUUGGGCACGCCAUGAAGAAAAAUCCAAAGCAUGGGUUGAAAUAGGCUUCAUGGCUGUUAACAGCCUGCGUAAAAUGAACAUUCAUUCUAGGAAUGACACAGCCAGAAAAUGUUUUUAAAGCCAUUUUUAUCAACUACUACAGUGGUUGAAGUUUGUUGGAUUGUUUUUAAAGUAGCUUGGCAUUUUGUAUAAGUUUUAAGUGGAAAAAAAUUGGGGGACACUUGUUAUGUCUUGGGACAGACGGCUGAGGUGUUUUCAUGGGCAGCAAGGGUGACAUGUAAACAAUAAGUGGAAGCGUACCUCCACUGUUGUCGAAAUGUUUUGACAAGACAUUGACCGUUAGGAUGUGGCUAUGAUGCAACUUCUGUCUCUAUUUUCCUUAGUACAUUGGGUUAAAACUAUUUAGGGCAUGCUUCCCCAACCAGGUAACCCUAUGGUUAUAGUGGGAAUACAAUUCCUAGAGUUUGCAGCGAACUGGCAGUUGUAGCUCCAAUAGAUCUUGGGGCCACCAGCUGAAAGAAGGCUAGUUUAGGCUUCUUGUUGUUACCUGUGAAAGCAUUACUUUGUUGAUUGGCUAUUAAAUAUUUUAAAUUCACAGUGAGGCCUCUAGCUCUGAGCCUCUUUUUGAAAACUUGGUUUCAAAUCAGUCUGUGGUUUGGGAGGCAAGGUGAAAUUAAAGUACCUCGCAUCCAGGAAAAACAAUCUGAAAACUGCUUGUUGAUUUUUAUGGUAAGCUAAAUGUGAUGGAAAAGGACCAAAAGUUUAUACCAAUUUUAAUUUUCUUUACUGGUUUUCUACAAUGCUAAUGUGUUUAAGAAACAUUCAGCAGCUUUAUAUUUCCUAAGUUCUGGAGUAAAUAUAUGUAACGCCUAGGUCAUGUCCUGCAUUUUUAUGCUGUGGCAAUAGCUUUUUGGAACAACAGCAAAACUGCAGCUUUGCAAAACUGUCAUUGGUCAUGUAUGGUUCCUUAAGAAAAAGAGAUGCUUAAACUACAGCCUUUCCAUGAAACACAUAAUUUCAAAGGAGGGGAAAAGCGUUGGAUAUUUAGAUGCCCUUCUCCAGUUCUAGUUGUGGGAGAAGCUCCCAUGUUAAAAAACACCACAGAGAUCUGUGUGCAUGAGAAGCAGUGAGCAAAAAUUAACAUUGGCUAGGCGAGGGCAUCUGGAACCUGGGGAUUUUGGAAUGGAUUUGAAAGGUACUUCUGGAAUCAGUAAGGGGAAGACAGUUAAUUCUGAAUUUUCCCAAAAGGGGGCAGCAUUGUGGCACAUGGGCACAGACAAAAACUUCAUAGUUAUGUCUGAAGGGAUUGAUGUGCAGACAGGCUAAAGGACCAGCCCAUACCAGUAAUAGACGAGCCCACAUCCUCUUGACUUUAUUCCAUACUGCAUUCUGACUUUCCCCAUCUGGUGUCAGUUGCCCAACUGCAGUCCUGCUUCUCUCAAAUAGCCUCCUUUAAAACACGUGUUUCGUUGGCUUUCCGCAUGUCAAGAUUUAUGUGUAGAAGUUGAACAGAGAGAGCAGAAGACACCUAAAGACAGCUCUAGGUUUGGGCAGCAGCAAAGGUUUUUGAGAUUAAGCGCUUUGAAUCUACUAUUCGGAGGGAAACCUAUCGCUUUUCUGGUCUUUCCCUAGAUACUGACCGAUGCCUAAUUGUCAAACUCAUGAAAAACCACAGCCACAGAUGUCAAUGCUGCAAGAGCUGUCCAGCCAUUUAGGUUCCAAAUGUUGAGGUCAAUAAAACAAAAGCAUGAUUUUACCACCACCUGAGCUGCUGCUUUCCUUGUUGUUUUUUCCCCCCUUUUUCCAUUUGUGGAUAAAUUCAGGAAAACCUUCUGUUUAGUUAUGGCUUCUCUGGUGUGCUUUGCAAUCUUGUUUCUUGACAGGCUGCGGUGAACAGGUCCGUGACCUAUAACACAAAAGCAAUCUCAUUUUUUUUUUUUUCCUUUCUCCUGCCCACGCCUUCUCCUUCUCUCCUGACUUUGACAUUGUAGUUGUAAAAAGGUUCGAUCCAGAGUUGCAAAUCUUUGGGGUCUACUUCGUGAUCCUCCAUCUAUAGCACUGGAUAAAAAUGUCUACCCCAUUUCUUCGGUUAUAUAUCCAGUUAAAUUACAAACGUGUACCAGUGUAAAACCAGCCCAUGUGACAGUUUUUUUUUCCUCUGCUUUUUUACUUGUUCAGAAAGACUUCAUUGUUCAGUUUUCAUGAUUUAUUGUCUAAAGAAGACCGAUAUAGAUGUUCUAUACUGUCCUGGACCCAUGUUAAUUACACCUUUUAUGAUGUACUUUGGUUCCACGUCACAAUGAUUUUGUCCCCACCCCCAAAAAGCUCUUUCUUAAUCCUUUUCCAGGCACAUUUUUCUGUUGCAGGUUUCCCUUUGCAUUGUAUUGCUCUGACAAGUGUAAUUUGAAUCAGAUCUGAAAGAGGUCCAGAAUAAAAUAUAUUUUGAUACGA